Molecule: messenger RNA, 3095 nt
Organism: Colossoma macropomum (tambaqui)
Lineage: Eukaryota; Metazoa; Chordata; Actinopteri; Characiformes; Serrasalmidae
Gene: fermt3b
Product: fermitin family member 3b
Exons: 15
Coding region: 598-2520 (640 amino acids)
Biological process (GO): leukocyte cell-cell adhesion; integrin-mediated signaling pathway; regulation of cell-cell adhesion mediated by integrin
Cellular component (GO): cell-substrate junction
Molecular function (GO): integrin binding
Source: RefSeq, a predicted model, not a curated record
UAAGGUGGCCAUUGGUUGCAAAAGGUUGCAACAGGUUAUUUUAAAGUGGAUGACAGAACUGGCAUGUCAGUAUCAUUUUUGCAAUGAUAAUAAACUGACUACACUCAUAAUACAUUAAAGUGUGGCCUAUGAAAUUAUUUUCUAUUUAAAAAUCAGAUAUGGCCAGUUUCCUAUGAAAUUAUUUCAGAUGUAGGCAAUUUAUAAAUGAAUUUAUUUCCUUUUUUAAAAUCAGACGUGGGCAAUAUCUGGUGGAAUUAUUCCCUAUUUUGAAAUCAAGGCCAGUUUCCUAUGAAAUUAUUUCCUAUUUCAUACUCAAGUAUGGGAAAAACCUUGUUUGCCUGAGGUAUACAGUUCUUUUUAUGGCUGAUACCCCCUCAUAUGAGCACACACCCAGCGAAACUGUGGUCACACACUGUUCCGUUAUGCGGAAGCUGAGAAAUAAGAAACACCCUUUUUUCACACAAUUGCGCCUACAUGCAGCAAAACCACACCUUGGGUUGAAGCGAGUCAGAGGGAGAGGGAGUAGGGUGAAGUUGAUGACACUCAGAGACGGCGAGGACACCAUCUGGUAGUGCACACAUUCAAACACAGGAAAGGAUGGCAGCGUGGGAUCUGUCAGUCACAGUGGAGGACUUGGGACCUGAUGCCCCACCCAUCAAAAUCAGCGUCACCUCUGACCUCCACAUAGGUGGAGUCAUUUUAAAGGUUGUGGAGAAGACAGGGAUGCAGCAGGACUGGUCAGAUCAUGCUCUUUGGUGGGAGCAGAAGCAGCAGUGGCUUUUGCGGACCUCCUGGACGCUGGAUAAAUGUGGGGUCCACGCAGAUGCUCGCCUCAUCUUCUCCACCCAGCACAAGCCCCUGCGUCUGGGCCUUCCUAAUGGGGUCAUCCUGAGGCUCCGCGCCUGCUUCUCCAGCCCCGUGUUCCGCACCGUACAGGGCAUCUGCAGGGUCCUGAACAUCCGUCAUCCUGAGGAACUGUCUCUCCUGCGGCCCGUAGAGGAGAAAAAGAAAAAGAAAGACAAAAAUUCUGCAGAGGACGAGUAUGACCUCACAAAUGUGCCACUGACCUCAGUGUCCGUUCCAGCUCUGUACGACGGCAUGCCAGCUCAUUUUGCAGACUCCCCUAAAACUGAGGCCGUCUAUAGGAUGCUAUCUGUCUCCCAGCCUUCUCCUUCUCCUGAGAGCAUUGCUAAACUGUACCGACCAGCCAGCAAAGUGGACAAAACACACAUCCACACCAGGUGGCUGGAUUCAUCACGCUCUCUUAUGCAGCAGGGAAUACAGGAAAACGACAAGCUGUGGCUUCGCUUCAAAUACUACACCUUCCAUGAUGUGGAGCCUAAGUACGAUGCAGUGCGUUUGACCCAGCUAUAUGAGCAGGCACGCUGGGCUAUCCUGCUGGAGGACAACGACUGCACUGAAGAGGAGAUGAUGCUGUUCGGAGCCCUGCAGUAUCACAUAGGCAAGCUGUCUCUGUCGCAGGAAGUGGGCUCCUGCCAGGGCAUGGAGGACCUGGAGUCUGCCCUGAAGUCUCUGGAGGUCAAGAUGGUGGGAGAGAAUAACAGCACAGAUGUGCUGGAAAACAUGACCGCUCCGGAACUGAAUGACUACUUGAAACUCUUUCGGCCCAGAAGACUAACUCUGAGGGAUUAUAAACAGUACUGGUUCAAAUUUCAGGACACGUCUAUCUUCUAUUACAAAAGCAAAGAGGACAGUUAUGGAGAGCCCAUCCAGCAAAUGAACCUGAAAGGUGGUGAGGUGACUCCUGAUGUGAAUAUAGCAGGACAAAAAUUCUGUAUCAGACUCCUGAUCCCAGUGCCAGAGGGCAUGAAUGAAGUUUACCUGCGAUGUGAGAAUGAGAAGCAGUAUUCUGAAUGGAUGGCUGCCUGUAAGCUGGCCUCUAAAGGCCUGACCCUGCUGGACAGCUCCUACCGGACUGAGGUCAAGAACAUCCAGAUGUUUUUGUCCAUGCAGCGCUCCAACUCAUCUGCCUCCACUCCACAGACUGACGAGAGCAUCAAUACGCAGAGCCUCGUCUCACCUCGCUACAACAAAAAAUACAAGGUCAAGCAGUUGACUCCACGUAUCCUGGAGGCCUAUCAGAAUGUGGCUCAACUCUCCCUUACGGCGGCCAUCUUAAAGUUCCUCCAGAUAUGGCAAACGCUUCCUGACUUUGGCAUUUCCUAUUUCAUGGUCAGGUUUAAGGGGAGCCGUAAAGAUGAGGUUCUGGGUAUUGCCAACAAUCGCCUAAUCCGUAUUGACCUGGGAGUGGGAGAUGUAGUGAAGACGUGGCGUUACAACAACAUGAGGCAGUGGAACGUUAACUGGGACAUACGACAGGUAGCCAUUGAGUUUGACGGGAACAUCAACAUUGCCUUCAGCUGUACAACUGCAGACUGCAAGAUAGUACAUGAGUACAUUGGUGGCUACAUCUUCAUGUCGACACGUUUGAGAGAGCCCAGCGACACCCUGAAUGAGGAGCUCUUCCACAAGCUCACCGGGGGACAUGAUGCUCUCUGACACCCACGUAGAGCAGAGGGUCACGAGCAUUGAAACUCCACCAGCAGGAUUACUGUUAUUUUUGAAUGUACUAGUACUACAUUAGCUUUAUCCUAUUAAUUGAGCUUUAUCUGAUUUCCAUGAAAAGCUGUUACAGCUCGAUGAAAGGGGUUGGAAACCUUGUUGAUGAGCUGCAGUGCAGGUGGGAUGUUUGUUCAAGACCUGUGACCUACAAGUCAUGAUUUAAACAUUGUUCAUCACUGUCAUUUUUUGGUUUUACCACAAAGUUCUGGUCAGUGCACCCUUUAAACAGACAUUUGUAUAAGACAUCAGUGACACUUAUUAUUUUAUGUUUCACUCCUUGGAGUAAAAUAUGCAGCUUUAAUGUAUCACUUCUUCAUGUAUCACUCUUAGCACAAAGGAAUCAAAGACUUUAACAUUAACAGAACCCUUUUUGGUGCACAGAGCCAUUGUUAAAAUGUUCUUAUAAGAACAGAGGAACCUGAACCACUUAACCAUGCAAAGAACCAUCUGUGGAUUCAAAUGGUUGUCAUCAACUGACAGGUUUGUGCCAUCUUAAAGGGGAAGUUUACCUU